Molecule: messenger RNA, 645 nt
Organism: Puccinia graminis f. sp. tritici CRL 75-36-700-3
Lineage: Eukaryota; Fungi; Basidiomycota; Pucciniomycetes; Pucciniales; Pucciniaceae
Exons: 9
Coding region: 1-645 (214 amino acids)
Source: RefSeq, a predicted model, not a curated record
AUGAACUCUGCUAUCAUCGCUGUCUUCCUUGCUUUGGCAUCCCAAGCUAUCCUGGCCACCUAUCAUACUACUUGUUACGACUAUUUCUUGAAAAAAGACGGAUGUGUUUUUUCUUCGCCUGCAACGAGCCAAAGAUGCCCAGCUCCCACCAAAGACCACACUGAUCCAGUGCAUCGGUUUAACUACGGUCCACCAAAGGCCAAGCCCAAUGAUGGCCACUCCUUGCAACGCCGCUACGAUGAUAACAAUCCGAGCUUUUCGGUCGCCGGUGGUAAAGGUGCCUGUGACAAUUAUAACUCUGCCACGGACCUCGGUGUGUGUCUCUGGAGCGGAGCCGAGCAAAAAGCGCCGACAGCGGAAUCGGCUGGGUGGCUUAACGGCGUGGCGAAGUCGAAUUGCGGAAAGACAGUAUAUGUCCAAAGGAAAGGCGAUCCCUCGACGGUCAAGUAUGUCAAGGUGCUCGAUGGUUGCAGUUUCAACACAACCUUAACCAAUCCUGGAUGCUUCGAAAUUGCACUUACCACAAAGCUCUUCGACGAGUUCAAGCCCACUGCGAAAGAAAAGAAAGAUGGACUCCUCUAUGGUGGGAUGACUUGGGACUUUCUUAACCUCGACGGCAAGAACCCCCAAAAUGGGCCAAACUAA